Molecule: messenger RNA, 3295 nt
Organism: Oncorhynchus keta (chum salmon)
Lineage: Eukaryota; Metazoa; Chordata; Actinopteri; Salmoniformes; Salmonidae
Product: homeobox protein engrailed-2b-like
Exons: 2
Coding region: 331-1137 (268 amino acids)
Biological process (GO): neuron differentiation; multicellular organism development; regulation of transcription by RNA polymerase II
Cellular component (GO): nucleus
Molecular function (GO): RNA polymerase II cis-regulatory region sequence-specific DNA binding; DNA-binding transcription factor activity, RNA polymerase II-specific
Source: RefSeq, a predicted model, not a curated record
UCAAGAUUGGAUUGGUUCUGAAAGGGGACUACUACUACUCAGUAUUUUAAAUGGUAGUCUACUUUCUCAACAAAUAGAUUGAUCGCAGCAAGCCGGAAAAAUACAUUUGAAGUAUGUUUUUUCUUUGUGAAAAAGGCAAGAGGCGUGGUUUUAUUACUACCAAAACUAGAUACUGAAAAAAAAACGGAUUUCGUUUUUAUUUCCAAUUACAUUGUAUUUAAAAAACGCAGUGGACAAGGAAAGCUAAAACAUUCAUUCAUUGGAAUUCAUAAUUUUGUGUGGGAGAGCGAGAAAGGUAGGCUACCAGAAUUGGACAUUGAGUAUUUCACCAUGGAAGAAGAUGAUAAUCGCAAUGGAGAGCGUCAAGAUUCGGGCGAAGAAUUCAACAGAGCUAUUCUUCCUCUUCUUCAAGCACCUGGGAACCAGCAACCGCACCGAAUCACGAACUUUUACAUUGAUAAUAUUUUGAGACCAGACUUUGGACGGCGGAAAGACGGGACUUUUAAUUAUGAUGAGAAUCACCUCAAUAGACGAGAGAAUAGUCCUCGUCUUCCCCCAAAAUCUGGGCAAUUAGGUGGGACCGUGGCAGGGGAAGGAACAUCGAAUUCUCGUUCAGUCGGUGAGCCAAAAAAAGAUAUUGUUGGAGAUGCGCCUCUCAAGUCCCGAGGAGAAAUUGGAGAUCAGUGCCUAAGCUCCGACUCGGAUAGUUCUCAAGCCAAUUCUGCACCUUCGUCGAAACCUAUGCUCUGGCCAGCCUGGGUGUAUUGUACAAGAUAUUCAGACCGGCCAUCCUCAGGGCCAAGAUCUCGUAAACCAAAGAAGUCGACCACUACCACGACAACGACGACGACCCCAAGCAAGGAUGACAAGCGUCCAAGAACGGCCUUCACAGCAGAACAACUCCAGAGACUAAAAACGGAGUUUCAGACUAGUCGGUACCUGACCGAACAGAGAAGACAGAGUCUGGCACAAGAACUCGGCCUCAACGAAUCUCAAAUUAAAAUCUGGUUUCAAAACAAGAGGGCUAAAAUAAAGAAGGCAACCGGGAAUAAAAACUCUUUAGCCUUGCACCUGAUGGCACAGGGACUAUACAAUCAUGCCACAUCAUCUAAGGAUGAAAAAUCAGACAGCGAUUGAAGAAAAGAUACAAAGCAAUAAAUAACUUUAAAGGGCCAGUGUACAAAAACACCAGCAAAUAUUUAAAACAUGAAUGAAACAGGAUUUUGCAAUAUUCUGUAGGUAUAGUUGUUUUUUAAAAUUGUUUUUUAAACUUUGCUAGGUAUUAUUACUGCACUGUAGGAGCUAGAAACACCAGCAUUUCGCUGCACAUGCGAUAGCAUCUGCAAAUCAGUGUAUGCGACCAAUACACUUUGAUUUGGUUUAAACCAUUUUGUGUGAUAAAACUUUUGCCAUGUUCUCCCUGGAACUUUAGAAUUGCUUCAGCAUCAAAGUUUGUUUUGUUUUUAACAAGUUUUGUUUUUAUCACAUUUGACCGAAAUAAUGGAAACAUGCUGAUGUCCAAAGAUUUGUUCUGCUGCAUUUUGGAAACUGUGAAUUUUAAAUAGACUAAAUAGUGUUUAUCUAUGUUUUGACGUUUUUUUUUAUCACACUGUUUCCUUGUACUUUGAUGUUCAUGUUGAAAAUAUGUUUUCUGAGGCUCCUUUGUUUUGUGUAAAAAUACAGCCUGUCUGAGUUGAUAUGGAGGGAACCAUACGCAUUAAAUGAUGCGUAUUAUCUGAUAACAAUGCAUUUUUAUAUUCAAGUGCUGCAUUAACUAUAGCUAUCUCGUGAGCAUUAAAAAUGAAUAAAUUCAGUAAAAUAAUUCAGCUUUGGGUACAUGUAUUGAUAUGAAACUGAGAUUUGAUGAAACAUAAAUACAUAAUAUAUUCAAUAGGCCCAUAAAUUACGUUAAACUUGACCCAAACUAUAGAAAUGAGUUGAGUCAUAAAAGGAAUGUAGCCUAACUUCACUUUCACGAAAGGACCUAUCUUGAAAUACCCAUAGCAUAUAGUAAGAAAAACAAAACAGUAUUUUAUAAACCGAAAUAUUUGUCUUGUAUGCAAGCGCGUAAAACGAACUUUCUUGCAAGUCUACCAUUGGUUAACAAUGCUAUGAUUCACCCCAAAGUUCAAGUUAUGCGCGCGUAGCUCAUAUCCAAUGGUUAAAUAGGGAGGAGUGGUGGGGGUGGAUGACAACAAUGGGAAUUGAACAGAUAACCAUUUGGAAUUAUAAUGGAAAUGCAUCCGUUUUGGGUCACUUCCACCACCAACAAAAUCCAAUUUAACCCCGACUCAAAUCAGGAUUUCAGUGCCAUGCAAGGACCUUUAACUUUGUACCAUAGGCCUAUAUGGAACAUCUUCACUUCAAUCAUUAUACUCUUAUGAAACACUUCACUGCUGAAGUAACGUCAAUGGGCAUCAUAUAUAAGACUACUGUACAAAUAAUGUAUCUCAAAUUGUCCAUGCCUUCCAUAGUUUGAAAUACAAUUUAUUGUUAUUUGCAAAUAACAUAAUGUUCAUAUUUAUAAACAAUAAUCAGCGCCCAUAUUGUUUCUCUAAAAUAAUGUUUACAUAACUUAUUUAUCUUGCAAUAACUUCUUUUUGUGAAUGAAACAUUUAGAGGCCUUUGCAUGAAACCUGCAAUCUGUCACCUGUAUAUCACGAGACAAAAGUUGCUGUAUCUACCAAAUUGUGGUCUUAUGAUGUGAAUGAUCUUUUAUUGUCAAUCUUAAGUGUGUGUAAAUUAAAAUCCAAAUUUAAAACACACUUUGCCUUAAAAAUUCUGUAAAUGAACUUUUCUAUGAGAACUGUGCUACAAAUAAAUAACACAUUAAAUGUUUAUAACAAGAAUGGGCAAUUGCCAUUAGAGAUGGUAUACAACGUGCAUUUACAACAGAAUAUUUAAGCAUAUGUAUAAAGAAGGACAAUGUUUUGGUUGUAUUUUUCUGUCAGUAUUCUUUGAUAUGAGACAAAUGUAAAUAAUUUGUAUCAUACUGUGAAAUUAACCAAUAAGUAAAUAAACCACAAGAAUACUAAGACAAGUUUAAAUCAUUUUUUUUUAAUAGUGAUAUAAACAACAUGUCAAUAAUCAGAGGGCUCUAAAAGUACAGGCUGAUUAACAUCUACUGUUAAUUCACAAACUGCCACUCUGGGAAUCAUUUCUAAGGCAUAAAUGUGAUAUGGCCAAGCCGCAUUUAUGUUGAAAUAACUGAAUAUCAACUUGAUUAACAAUUACUGGCCUGUCUCGAAGGUAAAUGAGACAGCAAGGAUAAUUUAAUCGAAGUACAGAACAAAUA